GCGCAGAAGUGUUUUUCAAAGAGGGGGCCAUUACUACAAAUGAAUCACAGACGAGAUUCACUUGAUGCCUUUCUUAUUCCAAGCCUCCAGCAUCACUCCAGUCAGAUUAGUUCAGUAACAAGAUUAAAUUGUCCAUUUCCGGCCAUGCAGUCAACGGCUCCUGAUAGCUGUCCAAUCAUAAUGGAACAGAGUUGAUAGUCAUGCGGCUAGUUUUGAUUCUGACGCUUCUCAGUGCACAUCCAGCAUUUGGUUUCCUUCAAGAGAAAAGUGUGACGUGUCCAACAUCCCCUGAAAGCAUAUCCAAUGACAGCGUCAUAGCGUUGAUUUUGGCACGAGGCGGUUCCCGUGGCAUUCCGCUGAAAAAUCUAGCCAAACUCGACGAUCGUCAAACGCUGUUGAGUCGAGCGCUUCACACCGCACUCUCCACCGAUGGAUUUCACUCGGUGUGGGUUUCAACCGAAGAUGAUCGGAUUGCCCAAGCGGUAGAACGUGACUUCCCGCACGAUCUCGUGAGAGUUCACCUGCGUCCGCCGGAGGUAGCCCAAGACCACACCAGUUCCAUCGAAUCGGUCCGGGAGUUUUUGGAUCAUCAUCCACGGGUGCAGAAUGUGGCGCUGGUUCAGUGCACUUCGCCAUUUUUGGGGGUGAGGUAUUUGGACGAAGCAUUGCAGCGGUUCCAGUCACUGAGAGUGGAUUGCGUAUUCAGCGUUACGAGAAGUUUUAAGCUAAGGUGGCGGAAGGAGAAGGAUGGAAGGGUUAAUGCGCUGAAUUUUGACCCUAGAAAACGUCCCAGGCGUCAAGAUUGGGACGGAGAGCUUGUUGAGGCGGGGAUGUUCUACUUUGCAAGGAGAAAGUUGCUUCUAGAGGGUCGCUUUCAGAACAACAACUGCGAGGUGGUUGUGAUUGACGAAAGAGAUUCAUUGGAGAUCGAUUCGUUGUACGAUCUGGAGUUAGCAAGGAAGAUCAUUGGAUCCACAGUAGAAUAAAUAGCUAUUAUGCUUCAGAAUCACAAAA
Molecule: messenger RNA, 1014 nt
Organism: Aedes aegypti (yellow fever mosquito)
Lineage: Eukaryota; Metazoa; Arthropoda; Insecta; Diptera; Culicidae
Gene: Csas
Product: N-acylneuraminate cytidylyltransferase A
Exons: 2
Coding region: 201-986 (261 amino acids)
Molecular function (GO): N-acylneuraminate cytidylyltransferase activity
Source: RefSeq, a predicted model, not a curated record